AUGUCCUACCAUCGGCCUUGUUCGCGCAGGAACGCGCCAGACGACAUCUCAAUCAUCCGUACCACGGCCUCACCUAACUCUGAACGCCCCAGGCCGUAUGUAACCCUGUGCGAGCACACGCUCGCGCUCGAGCGUGACCAUUCGUUCUCGCAGAACGCGACGCAUAACACUCGUAACGUGAUCCCUAUCGGACGCCUGCCGUUCCGUCCUACCCCCAGCUCACUCGCCUCUGCAGGGCCCACGCCGGACGGGUACUCGAACCUGGUCGACAGCUGGAGCGUCGGCUUCAUGCAGGGCACCCCGUUCGACGCAGACCCGCCGAACACGGACAUCCAUACCAACAUCACGACCCGCCGGGUGCGGUGGACGCUCCUGUACGAGUGCGGCGUGAGCGAGCAGACCGAGCGGUUCAUCCGCGCGCUCCUCGCGUCUUCCCCGAGCGAGCGCAUGUCGCUCAGUGCGCUGUACCACCCGUGGCUCGCGACCGAGGCCGAGCUCGAAGGCGCGCCCCGGCCGCUCCCCGCGACUCCCCCCGCGCUUCGCACCGCGUCGCUCCAGUCGCUCCCCUCCGCCCCCUCCAUCGCGGACGGCGGGCCGGCGGCGACGCUCGAGCACACCCCUCCGCCCGCAGCCCCGCUGAUGGGACUGCCCGGGACGGCGUCGCUGCUCCGCAUGGACGGCGAGCAGGACGCAUGGAUGCGCUCCGCGGCGGGCUUGCACAUGUCCCUCGACGCCCUCAGCCUCAUCCUCCCCGUGAACCCGCCGUCGCCCGUCAAGCACGACCACGUGCUCUCGCGCCCGCGGUCCGCCGCAAGCGAGGGGACCCAGCGCGGGAGGCUUCAGCGGCGGUCGGAGGUGCUGUCGCGGGCGCGGCGGGCGGGCGAGGAGCUCCCGGCGCCUUCAUAG
Epithele typhae is the source of this 906-nucleotide messenger RNA. RefSeq lists its product as uncharacterized. NCBI's taxonomy places the organism in Eukaryota, Fungi, Basidiomycota, Agaricomycetes, Polyporales, Epitheliaceae. The coding region runs from base 1 to 906 and encodes 301 amino acids. The transcript is spliced from 5 exons. The record is from RefSeq and is a predicted model, not a curated record.